AGAGAACCUUGGGCAAACAGGAGGAGGAGGCUGGAGAUAGAGUGUGAUACCUGGAGCGCAGACCAGACACCCAUUGCUUCCAGUGAUGCUUCUCCUGGUGACCUGAUCUCGCCUUUACCUAAGGCAACGACCAUGCAGAUCCUCUUUAACUCUACAACAUUGUGAUGCUGGGACCUCCAUAACUCUGCAAAUUUCCCUUCCAGCAUGCCCACCUCUUCCUUCACCCCUUUUCUUAACUCCUCAACCCCCACCUCAUCCUAUUCUCCAGGUUCAUCAUGCCAACUAGACGAGUCCUACAAGCACAUCUUCCUGCCAACCUGCUACCUCAUCACUUUCCUGCUCAGCUUGGCUUUGAACUCCAUUGUGCUCACACGAUGCCUACGUCGACCUUGGAACCCAUCACUGGUCUACAUGUUCAACUUGGCGCUCAGUGACCUCAUGUACAGCUUGUCCUUGCCCUUCCUUAUUGCCAGUUACAUCUCCCGUGACCGCUGGUUAUUUGGAGACCCCAUGUGUCGUCUGGUUCGCUUCCUCUUCUACUUUAACCUUUACUGCAGCAUCUUCUUCUUGACAUGUAUCUCCUUCCACCGCUACCUUGGCAUCUGCCAUCCAAUGCGUUCCAUGAGGCUGGAGACUAUGCGUUGGGUCAGGGCAACCUGCCUACUGGUGUGGGCCUUGGUGUUUGCCAUGACCUCUCCUAUACUUCUGUUUGCUCGUACAGGACCUCUCGAAGGCCCAGAAGAUAUAGUGACCUGUUGGGAUGAUGCUCUAGAUGCAGAUCUUCAACGUUACAUGCCAUAUGGACUCUUUCUACAUGCAGCAGGUUUUUUCUUGCCCUUUUCACUUACUGCCUGGUGCUACUCAAGAGUGGUACGCACCCUCUGCCGGACUCUUCGUGGUGGUGUUGUACCAGGCCCAGUGCCAGGUGUGAUCCAAAGACGCAAGUCCAUCCGGACCAUUGUCACCAUCACCCUUCUUUUUGCUCUGUGCUUCCUACCUUUCCAUAUCACCCGUACCAUUUUCCUGACGAUGAGGGCCGGUGGUGCAUCUUUAGCUGGAUGUCGUGCCUUGGGAGUGGUGGCGGUCUGCUACAAAGUAACCCGGCCUCUGGCCAGCGCCAAUUCUUUUCUUAAUGCCCUGCUGUAUUUCCUGACCAAGGAGCCUUGUGGUCGAACCCUGAGGGGAAAGAAAGAGAAAGAGCAAAUUGGCAAAGGGGACAAAAAGAGACCCACCAAGAAUGAACAACCUUGGAGUAACUUUUACCCACAAUUUCCUUGAAGAUAUUGCGGGAACAGAUGGAAAGAUGGAAAGAAACUACUUUUCCAGAUAUGGUAAACAUUACAAAGCAACUUUCUUUGAGUCAUCCAUGUGUUAAAAAUUAUAUUUAUGCCAUGGGAAUCUGGGUGAUGACCAAUAUGGCCGCCAUUGCAGCUGUCACAGUGGUGGGUUUACAUAGUUGCUCAAGGGUUCAAAAUGGAAAUGUGCCAGUUAUGUAGCUAUAGAGAAGUGGUCCCCAAGCCAGUCCUCAAGGCCCACCAACAUUCCGAGUCCUCUUAGUUACUCUAUUGGAAUAGAACGUGGAAUCAUUCAAAUCCAGGACUGUUGGUGGCCCUGAGGAGUGGGUUGGGGACCUCUGCUAUAGAGGGUAGACCCCGGGCCCCAGUGCUAUGAGACACUAGCCCAGUGACAACUACAGUGGUACCUGUACUGUCUGCCAUUUUGGUUUUCCCACAGAUUUUAACAGAUUUAUUUUAUUUUUUAAUUCUAUUUACUGUAGUUUUUUUUGUUGUUUUUUUGGUGGGAUGUUCUUAAAUAUAUCGUACAACUAUUUAUCACAAUGGACCUAAUGGACUGAAGCUAUAGACGUAUACGCUGCACUAACGGCAAAGUACGGGUAACAUGAACGCCAUCGGCCACAGCACGGCCCGUAACCUUUGUAUAGAGACUUUCAAAGACUUUCCUCUACCAAGGACAUAAUGUACUUCAUGGACUAACAACGCUUUUGAUGGUCGAAAACUUAUUUUAUGUUCUUGCUAAAACAACAUUCACAUGGGAUACAAAGUUCUGCUACUUUACAACCUUCUACAUUUUUUUUUCUUUAUAAUUUGGGCACCAGGUGGCGCUUUUGACUGUCAAUUGUAUUUAAGCAUUGUAAACAUUCAGGGAAACCGGAUUCUUUGUGCCAGAGCGUUUGUAUUUUACUAAAUAAAGAUCUCACAGUAUGGAAAAAAAUAAGGGA
Molecule: messenger RNA, 2239 nt
Organism: Hyla sarda
Lineage: Eukaryota; Metazoa; Chordata; Amphibia; Anura; Hylidae
Product: P2Y purinoceptor 4-like
Exons: 2
Coding region: 205-1278 (357 amino acids)
Biological process (GO): G protein-coupled receptor signaling pathway
Cellular component (GO): plasma membrane
Molecular function (GO): G protein-coupled receptor activity
Source: RefSeq, a predicted model, not a curated record